Necator americanus (New World hookworm) is the source of this 888-nucleotide messenger RNA. RefSeq lists its product as uncharacterized. The coding region runs from base 1 to 888 and encodes 295 amino acids. Gene Ontology annotation, cellular component: dense core granule; axon; exocytic vesicle. The transcript is spliced from 8 exons. The record is from RefSeq and is a predicted model, not a curated record. Gene Ontology annotation, biological process: cellular response to calcium ion; calcium ion-regulated exocytosis of neurotransmitter; regulation of dopamine secretion. NCBI's taxonomy places the organism in Eukaryota, Metazoa, Nematoda, Chromadorea, Rhabditida, Ancylostomatidae. Gene Ontology annotation, molecular function: calcium-dependent phospholipid binding; calcium ion binding; phosphatidylserine binding.
AUGGCUGAUUUCGAGGAUGCUGAUGAUGAACCGAAAAUCCCUACCGUAACCAUCGCUUUCGAGUACAUCGAGGCUGAAGAAACGUUUAACUUUUAUAUAAGGAGGGUUUCGAAUGCUCCCUUUGUUCCGUCGAUCAAAAUGAAAUACUCAAGAGCCGUGAUGCAUGUCGCUGAAGGGUUGUCCAGAAAAACAUGGAUGGGGACGAAGCGAUCGAUCAGUUGGGAGGAAAUACUUUCACAAGGACCGAAAUCAUACCGGACGUUGGCGGUUCCUCGUUGCAUCACAACUAUUUUCAACGAGUUCUUCUCCUGUCACGUUCCCAAACAGCUCUUUCAUAGUACUCUGAUGAGGAUUCAGUUCUGUGAUGUAGGCAAAGACGAUUAUGAGGUCAUUAUAGCGGAAUGUGACUAUUGGAUCGAUACAAAUCCGAUUGAACGAUUUCGAGAGUUUGAACUUCCUAUGACAAUUUCAACACCGGAUCUGGGAGAACUCGAGUUGUCAGUAACGUAUCUACCAACAGCGCAAAGGCUGCUGCUCACGAACUGCAAAGCAACUAAUUUGCGAGUAGAUCCUGAUGCAACAGGUAUCCACGUUCGAGCAAUACUGUUCGUAAAUGAGUGUUUCGAUGAAAUCCACAAGUCCGAAACUAAGGAACCUAAGGACGAGACCCCGGCAGGAUUCAGUUUCGCCAAAAAACUAGUGUUUGAUCUGAUGAGGAUCGAUGUGACUGCGGCGUUGAUAGUAUGCCAAGUUGUGCAGGGAAUUAACAACAAAAAACGAGUGAUAGGUCAGUGCGAAGUGAAAUGUACGGACGGUCAAUGGUUACGUAUGUUGACGACGUUACGAGAAUCAACCGCAGAGACGUACCGUCUUAGACCUGCACUGUAA